This is a messenger RNA of Podospora anserina S mat+, 483 nucleotides long. RefSeq lists its product as uncharacterized. The record is from RefSeq and is a predicted model, not a curated record. Gene Ontology annotation, cellular component: membrane. NCBI's taxonomy places the organism in Eukaryota, Fungi, Ascomycota, Sordariomycetes, Sordariales, Podosporaceae. The transcript has 2 exons. Bases 1 to 483 code for a protein of 160 amino acids.
AUGUCUUACACCUCCCGCGUGGGUCUAAACCACAUCGAUGUUGUCGGCCCCCUUUUGCCGGUAACCGGCUCCUUCCUCCUCCCCUUCACAGCCUACUUCUCCCUCCUCUCCACCCGCGUCUCCAUGUCCCGCAUCGCCUCCAACUGCCUUCUCGGCUCCGCGCCCCCCUCGACCGAGCCCAACGCGGCCGCGAAGCAGCACGAGCUCCAGGUCGCCUCCCGCGCCCAGGGCAACUUUGCUGAAUACGUGCCCCUCGCCUUGCUGCUCGCCGGAGUGGCCGAGCUCAACGGCGCCAAGAAGAAUGUGCUGACCAGUGCUCUGGGGGCCCUGUUUGUCGCGCGGGUGCUGCAUGUUGAGAUGGGCUUGAGAAGACCCGAGAGCACGGGUGUUGGUCGGCCGGUGGGCUACUUUGGAACGCUGGGCGUGAUGGGAUUCCUGGCCGGGUAUGCGGGCUUCUUGGUGAAGGAUUAUUGGGGGUUCUAA